ACUUGCCUUUCUAUCUGCCAUUUUGGUUCUGUACUUUCAAGGAUAAUGGGUUCCGAAGAGAAAUGUGCCGCUCCUUCCAGAUUAACAUUCCUGUACAAUCCUGCAACCGGUGAAGUUAUAGGAAGGACGGGAAAGAGUUGGGCUUUGAUCACCAUCUUCUUUGCUAUAUUUUAUCUCUGUCUGACUGGAUUCUUCGCAAUAAACUUAGCCGUAUUUGAAGCAACCCUAAAUGACUACACACCUAGGUACUAUGGAAAGCACAGCAUCUUGGGAGGAAAUCCUGGUAUGGGAUGGGAGCCUCAAGUUGAUAUCGAGAAGACGCUAGUUUGGUUCCGAAGCCAGAAGGCGUAUGCGCACACUUACAAGCCUUACGUGGAUGAACUAUACAGGUUUCUGAGGCCUUAUGAUGAGGAUAAGCAGAAAGGUGAGCACAUCUUUAACUGUGAAGGCCGUCCUGCUCCAACGAACCGUGUCUGCCGAUUCGACGUUAAGAAGAUGAUUGGAAACGAAGUGUGCAAGCUUCAUCUGGAUGACUUUGGCUACAAUGUUGGGAAGCCGUGUAUAGUCUUAACUCUUAACAAGAUUUACAAUUGGACAGCGGAACUAUAUGAAGACACUAGCGAUCCAGGUCUUAAGGAUGCACCUCAGGAAAUGAAGGAUAACAGAUUUAGAAAUGACUACAUACCUAUCAGCUGUGAAGGCGUAUAUGCUGCAGACAAGGAGUACAUUGGUAAAAUUUCGUACUACCCUAAAUAUGGAUUUCCGGCCUACUUCUACCCAUACACGAAUACUCCCGGAUAUUUGCAGCCCUUUGUUGCAAUCCAGCUGGAAAACCCACAAAAGAAGACACUUAUCAACAUAGAGUGCAAGGCAUGGGCCAAGAACAUUGAACAUACAAGACAAACCCACCGUGGAAUGGCUUCAUUUGAGAUUAUGAUUGACUAGUGAUAGUUCUUCCUAGUAAAUUUAAAAUAUGUAAAUUUAAUUUCCGUGAUCUUAGUGUGCUUGCAUAGGUUUGUAGCCACCAUAAGUGGUAGACCUCUAAUGAUUUUCCUCAAUAGGAGAUUCACCGGUCAGAGACUGUUUCCAUAGCUGGGAAAUCUUUUCUUAAACCUCUCUGCUUUCAUAUUGUCAAACGUGAUAAUAGCUCUCAUAUAGGGUAGCAUCUCUAAGCACUUUGGUAUGUUUUGUUAUACGGUACACUAUCGAGAUUCUACUGAAUGGGUUGCCUAAUUAUCAAGCUUGCCAUCAAACAUUGUGGCAAAGUGGGCAGUAUUACUAUGUGGGGUGAGUUUGCACCAAAUCUUUUGGCUGCAAAUUGUUUGUCUGUACGUGACUGCCAUGGUUUAGUGGCACAUGUAUUCGGUGUUUGCAGAGUGAACUUUUAUUGAAAAUGUAUCUCGAUUUUUGUUAUGAACUUUAUUAUUGUGCUACACUAAGCGUAAUCAUAUUUUGUAGUGGAGCAAAAGAAAUCUCACAUUGUUCACAGGAUUAAAACUAAUCCUGUUAUGUUGACUGUGUUGCAAUAUGCUUUUUGAAAAGGUCAGACAUCUUUGCUGAAAAAAGAGCCUAUAAUCACUUUGUGGUUAUGAGCUCACUUUGAUGCACACUGUUUAGGAAUUCAUAAUAACUUAGCUCAGCUCACAGUUUUUUAGGAGUAGCCUUUUCAUUCAAGGCUGGAUGUGCAUUAUUCUUUGGAAUUAUUGGUGUCUGCCUGCUUCGGAAGGGCUUGGUAGUCCACAGUGUGCAACUUGGAUUUCACUGCCAUACGUUUGUCUUAUUGUUGUGAUAUUACGUGCCGAAUCUCAUAGUUUGAAAAAAAUGUGCAUAGUGCUUGGCAACCAGGCGGCAGUGAGUUGAGCUGCGUCACUUAUAUCAUCACUGUUUUAGUCCUGCGAUGAUCACGUUUGUAGUGUUAGAAGAGGUAAAACAAAGUCUGUGAGGUGGUAUAGCGUCGCGUAUCGCGUAAUCCAUGUCGCCGAGAGAGAGAGUAUCGAUGGUGGUGGAGAGCGUGUAAUGAGAGUAGCUUCAGGUAGAAUGAGGAAGAAAUCUCAUGUUUUAUUAAAAUAGUAUCUGCCCGUGUCGUUGUUAACAAUGUGUAGCACUCGCCUGCCUAUUAUAGUAGUUGCACGGAUGUGUUACUGUAUGUGGUAACACUCAUAUGAGGUUGCUAUUUGUGGAGUUGAUCUUAGGGAUCUUGAGGAGGUUUGCUGUUAAGGAUCGAGACUUGCCCGCGGUUGUCUCGUGUGUGAGUGAAUGAAUAGCAACAUGUUUUUUGUCUUGGUAGGUUGCAGGCUUUCUCGCGCAAGCGGGGGGGUCGAAUCGUGCAACCAUCUGACAAUGUGGGAAAAAUAACCACACAGCAUGAAUGCCAUGGUGUUUUAUUAUGAAACUUUUAGAUGAGCCUGUUUUGCACAUCUUUGUCACUGUCACGGAUAAUUUGCACUGUUCUAUCCAGCACUGGUUUUACAUUGCUCACACACUAACCGUAUCGGUCGCUGUGUAUUGUACAUGUUGCGUGGUGGAUGUGUGUGUACAGAGCAAAGCACCACGUAUUGUUACACGUAGCUGGUGUUUUUAAGAUUACUGGCUUCUUAACUCUCUAUUCGCAAACCUGGGUUUCAGUUCAUUUUUUCGACAGUAUCACUGCACGUUCAUAGGAUGUUUUUUUCCAAUAUUAUGGAUACUCAGAAUUUAGGAAGGCUGGAUUUCGAAGAAUUGUUCUUAGAUUACACUGUCGUGUCGAUAACAAACAAAAAUAGACUUGCCCUUAAGCUAAACGUUGCUUUCGAAAAGUGACGAAUACGACAUUUUCUGUCACCUGCCUAUCUCGCUCACUUCACUUCGCAUAAACAUUUUCUAAACAACGUAAUUGAUUAAAGUAUUUCAUCUUUACAGUUUCGCCAUUGUUUAUUUAUCAGUAAGAAAAUUUUGUAAAACCUAUGGUUAGAUUUCAAGACUAUUUCAGUUAUAUAUGUAUGUUUCACACAUUACAUUUUCAUGGCAGUUUUUAUUUUCAUCUAAGUUCGUAAGGAUUGUUGCCAGUCUCAGACCUGUGCAGUGUUGAAAGCAACCACAUUAUCAAAUGAAUUUAGGUGCAUGUCUGAUUCAUAAUGAAAGGUUGCGAUUGUUAGUUAUAAGGUCUAUUGGCGCGAGCAACUUUUGUUCAUGGUUAAUCCAGGGACCAGAAUCUUAUACUGUUUAGUUGAUCUUGUUCGUUAUUAGUUCAAGUACCAUUGCACAAUGUCAUAUAGCAGGGAUAUGCAAUACGUUGUUUAGAAUUACAAUAAAUUUUAAUGUACAUGUUUUCUGGAGGAUUGAAUAGGGAAUAUCAUAGAGUAGGGAAACAGUGGGAAUUAGAACUGAAUCCAGCGGGAAACAAUCUCAUUAUUUUUACGGCAGCUGCCCAGUAAGAUUUCGACUAAGAAUAGAGGCUUCUGGCUGGUGCUUUUGUCCACGUUGACUGACGUUUGUUGGAAGUUGUGGUAUUUCUACUCUUAUCAGCAUGGCCAUGCGAAAUCAAAGUGAGAUUACCUAAAGGACAAACUUAUCAACGUAGGUUAGCGUAGGUAUACAUCUGUGUAAACAUCUCUAAUGUAUACGCGUGUUAUUUUGCAGGGGUAAUAUAUAUAUAUAUAGUGGGUGUGGUGCUAGUUUAUUCAUCUUCAAGUUACGUUAUAAUGUUUAAUGGCACUUUAAAUAAGCACAUGAUAACUAUUUACAUAUAGAUUCAAACCUGAAUAAAUUGUUCCAGUUCAUCCAAAAAACA
This is a messenger RNA of Priapulus caudatus, 3769 nucleotides long. RefSeq names its product sodium/potassium-transporting ATPase subunit beta-like. The record is from RefSeq and is a predicted model, not a curated record. Bases 46 to 945 code for a protein of 299 amino acids. Gene Ontology annotation, molecular function: ATPase activator activity. NCBI's taxonomy places the organism in Eukaryota, Metazoa, Priapulida, Priapulimorpha, Priapulimorphida, Priapulidae. The transcript is spliced from 6 exons. Gene Ontology annotation, biological process: intracellular potassium ion homeostasis; intracellular sodium ion homeostasis; sodium ion export across plasma membrane. Gene Ontology annotation, cellular component: sodium:potassium-exchanging ATPase complex.